Messenger RNA from Rhodotorula toruloides NP11, 504 nucleotides. RefSeq lists its product as uncharacterized. Lineage: Eukaryota; Fungi; Basidiomycota; Microbotryomycetes; Sporidiobolales; Sporidiobolaceae. The transcript is spliced from 3 exons. Bases 1 to 504 code for a protein of 167 amino acids. The record is from RefSeq and is a predicted model, not a curated record.
AUGCGCUACGCUACCCAAACUCAGGCGACCUUCUACAGCGAGAUCCGCUGGUUCUUGCCGGGCGACGCUAUGCAAACUGUUGAGCGGUACUUGACCCCCUCGUGGUGGAAGAAGCGGUCUCCGGUGGAGAACCGCCUCGUCGAAGCAUGGGCGGGAAACCUCGUCAGGUGGGCAGACGGCGAGGACGUCCCCAACGUCUUUCUAACGGUGCCAGUGUUCGUCAGCCAGCCGCAUCAGCAUAUGCUCGAGCUUUCCCAGCAAGAAGGAUUCGACAAGCAGGAGGAGGUCGAGUUCAAUCGCGUUGACAACGUCUACACCGCGUUCAACGUCAUCAAGAUCGCAGCGAGGAAGCAGCGCGAGCGAGUCGAGGAGCACUCAGGCGGUAUCCGCAGCGCGCGGGCUCCGCAUUCACUCGGUGCCGCUCACAACUACCGUCAGAUCGGACGAAGGGCAGCGCGGCGCUACGGUUUCACGAAGGAAGGAUGGGAGAGGGGGGCUUUCUAG